UACAGUUAUCGUUCUGUAAAAUUAGGCCUACAAGUUACAACAGUAAUAACGUUAAACGAGAAUUGGAAGCAUUAGAAGCUUGUAAUUGGCUGAGAGCGGCAGGAUUUCCACAGUAUUCACAGAUGUACGAAGAUGGUCACUUUUCCAUUGACAUCAGUAGUGUUGAAGAAGAUCACAAAUUUCUUGAUUCUGACUCAAUCCAAGCAUUGAUAAGCAUUGAUAAGGUUCAACCUCCAGAAGAAAGUGAUGAAGAACAGUGUGCACUAAGUGAAAACUGGCAGUUUCAGCGUACUAGUCGUCGGUGGUCACGGAUUCCUUCACCCUUGGAGGUUAACAACAAACACAUUAAAAGCUCGCCUCCUACAGGAAAAUAUCUGUGUGUGUGUGACCACUUUACAGGUAGCCACGAUAGUAUGUUUGUUGAUGGUCACCAGAAUAGCUUUGACAGUUCAGGAACAGAUGUUUUGCCCAGUUGUGAGGAACAAUCCACCAACGACUUCUUGUGUGUCCCAGUAGAUGCUGAUAAUUUCAUUUCAAGUUCAGGAGGGUUAACUAGCUGUGAUUGUGAGAAGUCACCAGAUUUUCCAGAAAAUGGCUUUGACAAUCUUCGCCGUAGUGGAAGUGAAAGAUUUAAAGAUGGUGCCAAAGCUUUGCUGCGAAGAAUUGAAAGUCUCAAAGGAAAACGCAAGAAGAAAAAUCGUGACGCUUUAGUGAUUGGUGAGAAUUUUAUUUCUAAUGAUUCACCAGCAAGUAGUGAAGCAGAUGGAAGUUCACCAAGUAGUUCACCUCAACUCUCUUGUCACAAAGUCCCACAACAUAUAGCAAUUGAUCAGAACUUACUUCAAGGAGAAUCUCAAGAAAGUCAAAACAGAAUGAACUGGCAUCAAAUUCAGGAAACUGACUUGCAUGCUUUGAAUGAUUCUGAGUCAUCCACACCCAAGUUCUGUAAUCGUAGGACAGACACAAACAGUAAUAUUUGUGAAAAUAUGAAAAACGAACAUUCAAGUGUAGAAAAUAGCCAGUGUGAAAAUAUAAUUGUACAAGAGGUCAACAAUGAUGAGAGACAAACCAAACAGAUAAAUUGUACACCUCCUCCAACCAUUAUUCUCAGUCGAACAACUUCAGUUGAACGAUCAACCAACAGGUUGAACAGAAUUGUUACAGCUCCUGUUUUGGGCCAGACAAAUGAUGAACAGGAGUGUCAAGAGUCCAGUAAUGUCUUUUAUACGACUCUUAUACCAGAUGAAGUGGGCAGUUCUCAGGAUGAAUCUGAGAAGACAACACUGAAUCUGAGAGAAAGGAGGGACUCUGGUGUUGGUUCGUCUCUAACGAGAAAUCCUUUAUGUAGCUCAGCAUCACAAUGGAGUUUAUAUAUUUUCACAGACAUUCCCUUAGAGAAUCGUAAAGAAGCAAUACAGGCCGCAGUUCUCUUGAUGCCUGAUGAAAACCGAGAAGUACUUCAAUCUCUGCUUAUGUUUCUGCAAGAGGUCUCCCAGUGUUCCGAUGAAAACCAGAUGACAGCGACAAACCUUGCUGUAUGCUUCGCACCAUCACUGUUUCAUCUCUCUACUCCAAGGAGUGCGAGCGUCAGCCCGAGACGUAGAAAAACCAUGGGAAUUCCAGACCAGCGAGAGCUUAAUGAGAAUCGAGCUGCACAUGAAUGCUUAAGCUACAUGAUCAAUAAUUACAAGCAACUUUUUCUGGUAACAGAAGAAGUACUUGGACAAGCUAAUGCUGAACAGUGGGAACCUCCAACUAUAGAGGAACUUGGAACUCUAACUAAUUCCACAAACUAUAACUGGAAAACUCAUGUUGAAAUGUAUUUACAAGGACUACAGAAGGAAGCACAUGACAAGUUCAAAGGUUGGAUAGUGUUUCCUCAUAAUGAUGAUGUUGAAGUGUUUUACAAAAAAGUGGAUGAUGGUCAUCCACUGAGACUCUGGAAAGUGUCAGUUGAUGUGGAAGCUCCACCAAUUGAACUUUUGAAUAGGAUAAUGAGGGAGAGAAAUGUAUGGGACGACUCAUUAGCGAAAUGGAGAGUUGUUUCUCGACUAGACCACCAGACUGAAAUAUUCCAGUAUGUCUGUAACUCUCUCGGUCCACAUCCUCCUCGAGAUUAUUGUGUUCUGAGAUCAUGGAGAACAGACUUUCCCAAAGGUUCUUGUAUUCUUGUGGAAAUGUCCAUUGACCACCCCGAUGCUCCUCCUUUACAAGGCAGUGUACGUAGUGUUGUUCUUGCCUCACAUUUCUUGAUUGAACCUUGUGGUGCAGGCAAGUCUCGUGUCACUCAUAUCAGUCGAAUUGACACCAGGGGAAGGUCACCAGAGUGGUACAACAAGGUAUUUGGUUAUAUUUGUGCGUUUCAACUCGCCUGUCUCAGAAAUUCUUUCAAACAUGGAACAGAGGGUCCAGAAACCAAAGUUUAACUCCAUUCAUUCCAUCACCUUUUGUCUUGUUCACUUUUUGUUUCCUGUGUUAAGGAGAACAAAUUAAAUAUGUAAUUUUUAACUAGUCAUGAACCUUUAUUAUUUGUUGAACAAAGAUUACAUGACUCAUACUUUUGAUGCUUCUUAAAUCUCUUUGGAUUGUGAAAGAUGUACCUUAACAGUUGACAAACUUUCAGAUAUGUUUUUAAUGUAAAGUUUUGUGACUAAAAGUGAGGAACUUUUGUGAUAUAUGUUUUGUAUAAUCUUGUAUGUUCCCUUUAUUCUAUUGGGACUUGUACAGUCUGUUCUGUAGAAGUUGAAAAUAGGCUAUCAACUUUGAGGGAAUUUCAUGUGGCAAGCAGUUAUUACUUGCUUCUGUUUUUUUAAUAAAUCUCUUUAUAUUGACAAUGUGGUAUGUUAGCUGCAUCAAUUGUCUAUUGUCAAGUUGUUUGACUUUAUUCCAUUUGAAUAUCUUGUAGAAUGUUAUUUCAUGAAAUGUUUGGAUAAGAUUCAAAUAUAUGAUUUUAUAUCUAAACACAGAGCACUUCCAACUGAAUUAAGGCCAGUUGAUGUAACUUUUGGUUUUGUCAACCGUUCUGUAUUAUACUUGGAAGUGGAUUUCGUAAGGAAGUUGCUUGUAUUUUGAGGAUAACUUGUACAUUUAUUAUAAAGUAUUACAUAUACAUUAUGUACAAAAAGUUUGUUUGCUUGUUGUAAAUCUCAAUGACAAACUUGCUAUUUAAAUUUAAUCAACUAUUAAUAUGAUGUUGUUAAUAAAACUUGGACAUAUUAAUUAAAGAUUUAUUAAGUUUGAAAGACUGGAAGGUAAUAUUUAGGCCAAAGCAACCACAAGACGCAGCAUUUGUUUUUACAAUUAAAAGUGAUGCCUCUAGAUGUCUGUUACUUCUAGUAGCUACGUUUAAAGUUACCUGAAUAUCUAUGUAUGUUACUGUUGAUAAAAUCAAGUAGGUGUUAGUUAAAAUUGAACAUCAUGUGUCAAGGUGUCUUAUGUUACUGUCGAUAAAAUCAAGUAGGUGUUAGUUAAAAUUGAACAUCAUGUGUCAAGGUGUCUUAUGUUACUGUCAAUAAAAUCAAGUAGGUGUUACUUACAAUUUAACAUCAUGUGUCAAGGUGUCUUAUGUUACUGUCAAUAAAAUCAAGUAGGUGUUACUUACAAUUUAACAUCAUGUGUCAAGGUGUCUUAUGUUACUGUCAAUAAAAUCAAGUAGGUGUUACUUUGAAUUUAACACCAUGUGUCAAGGUGUCUUAUGUUACUGUCAAUAAAAUCAAGUAGGUGUUAGUUAAAUUUAACAUCAUGUGUCAAGGUGUCUUAUGUUACUGUCAAUAAAAUCAAGUAGGUGUUACUUCGAAUUUAACAUCAUGUGUCAAGGUGUCUUAUGUUACUGUCGAUAAAAUCAAGUAGGUGUUACUUUGAAUUUAACAUAAUGUGUCAAGGUGUCUUAUGUUACUGUCGAUAAAAUUGGGUGUUGCUUAGAAUUUAACAUCAUGUGUCAAAAUGUCUUAUGUUAUUGUCAAUAAAAUCAGGUGAUGCUUACAAUUUAACAUCAUGUGUCAAGUUGUCUUAUGUUACUGUCAAUAAAAUCAGGUGAUGCUUACAAUUUAAUAUAAUGUGUCAAGGUAUCUUAUGUUACUGUUGAUAAAAUUGGGUGUUCUUUAAAUUUAACAUCAUGUGCCAAGGUAUUUUAUGUUACUGUCAAAAAAAUCAGGUGAUGCUUACAAUUUAAUAUAUUGUGUCAAGGUAUCUUAUGUUACUGUCAAUAAAAUUAGGGGUUUUUUAAAUUUAACAUCAUGUGCCAAGGUGUCUUAUAUUGCUGUCAAUAAAAUCAGGUGGUGCUUACAAUUUAAUAUUAUGUGCCAAGGUAUUUUAUGUUACUGUCAAUAAAAUUAGGUGUUGCUUAGAAUUUAAAAUCAUGUGUCAAGGUGUCUUAUGUUAUUCUCAAUAAAAUCAGGUGGUGCUUACAAUUUAAUAUUAUGUGCCAAGGUAUUUUAUGUUACUGUCAAUAAAAUUAGGUGUUGCUUAGAAUUUAAAAUCAUGUGUCAAGGUGUCUUAUGUUAUUCUCAAUAAAAUCA
Molecule: messenger RNA, 4517 nt
Organism: Limulus polyphemus (Atlantic horseshoe crab)
Lineage: Eukaryota; Metazoa; Arthropoda; Merostomata; Xiphosura; Limulidae
Product: rho GTPase-activating protein 7-like
Exons: 14
Biological process (GO): regulation of Rho protein signal transduction; signal transduction; actin cytoskeleton organization
Molecular function (GO): lipid binding; GTPase activator activity
Source: RefSeq, a predicted model, not a curated record